Messenger RNA from Aspergillus saccharolyticus JOP 1030-1, 453 nucleotides. Its product is annotated as DUF1761 domain-containing protein. The record is from RefSeq and is a predicted model, not a curated record. The transcript has 3 exons. Lineage: Eukaryota; Fungi; Ascomycota; Eurotiomycetes; Eurotiales; Aspergillaceae. The coding region runs from base 1 to 453 and encodes 150 amino acids.
AUGGGUGGUUUUGAUUUGCCCUCUGUGAAGCCUUCUGCAAUUGCACUGGGCGCUAUCUUCACACACACAGCAUCUCUUGGUAUCCUCGCCCCCGUUUUUGGUGAUACCUAUCAUCGUGCCCAAGCCGCCAACUCGAAGGAAGAAUUCUUCAAAUCCAAGGAGGCUGCCGGUGCAGCAGCAGCUUGGGGUAGCUCCCUGGUUGGUAGUGCUGUACAGACCUAUGGUGUGGCGGCGUUAAUCAACGCAACCGGGACCUUAAGCUACAAGGGCGCGGCUUAUCUUGGAAGCUUGGUCUUUAUGGCCAGUGCAGCUCCAAGUUUUAUCAGCCAGAUCUUCACAGAGAAGCGGCCGCUUGACACAGUCGCUGUAGGCGCCGUUGGUAGGAUUUUCGAGACAGUAGGUCUCAGUCUAUUCCUUACUUGGUGGGGCACGCGCACCAAUCCUUUCGCCUAA